Messenger RNA from Eimeria tenella, 579 nucleotides. Its product is annotated as RNA polymerase II transcription initiation/nucleotide excision repair factor TFIIH, related. Gene Ontology annotation, cellular component: transcription factor TFIIH holo complex; transcription factor TFIIH core complex. The coding region runs from base 1 to 579 and encodes 192 amino acids. The record is from RefSeq and is a predicted model, not a curated record. Lineage: Eukaryota; Apicomplexa; Conoidasida; Eucoccidiorida; Eimeriidae. Gene Ontology annotation, biological process: nucleotide-excision repair; regulation of DNA-templated transcription. The transcript is spliced from 5 exons.
AUGGAAGGCGAGUCGCUGCUGGCCGGGGCCCUUUCAAUAGCCUUGUGCUACGUGCACCGCUGGAGGGGCGGAGGCCCUGCUGCUGAGAGCCGCGUUUUGCUGCUGGACAUUUCGGACAAAAAGGGUUUUGCUGCUCAGUGCAUUCCUCUCUUAAACACUGCCUUCGCAGCGAGCAAACAGGGCGUUGCCAUCGACUGCUGCUCCCUGCUUCCCGACUGCUCGACGCUGCUGGAGCAGCUGUGCGACGUGACGCGGGGCCGGUGGAUGAGUUUCGCGGAGUGUUUCAGCGCGGGAGCAGCAGCAGCAACAGCAGCAGCAGCAGCAGCAGCAAAGGGCCCCAAAACCCUCCGCGGAGACUUCGCGCUGCUGCAGCUGCUGCUGUUUUGGUUUCUCCCCAAACCCUCGCUGCGCCCCACAAUUGCUGCAGUGUCUGUACACCACAAAACCAACACUGCUGUUUGCUUCUGCCACCACAAACCCGUCGACCUCUGCUUUGUCUGCUCCUGCUGCCUUGCUAUCUACUGUUCGGAAACCUCAGACAGCGGCAAAGAGCGAAUCUCCUGCGACGUCUGCAAGUAG